CUCUUGCAGUCCGCAGACAGACACUUUUGCCAAAAGAAGAAGAAGAAGAAGAAGGGUUACACGUGCCGAUUUCAAGACCAGUCUGAAGGAAAACAGUCAUGCCUGGAAUUCUGUUAGGAGACGUGUUUCCUAACUUUGAAGCAGAGACUACUAUCGGCAAAAUAAAAUUUCAUGAAUUCUUGGGAAACUCAUGGGGUAUCUUGUUCUCACACCCACGUGAUUUCACUCCAGUAUGUACGACCGAGCUAGCCCGUGCUGCGAAGCUUCAUGAUGAGUUUAAGAAACGUGAUGUGAAGAUGAUCGCGUUGUCCAUUGACGGCGUGGAAGACCACCGCAAAUGGAGUGAGGUCAGCAGAUAUUACACGCAUACGUCCCACAAAAGAAACAGGAAGCGCUCUCCUCAGGCUUUGGCCCUGGGCUCCGAAGAGCAGGUGAGAGCUGUAGUGAUGAGAGCAACGGGACUUGUGUGGGGUUUGGGUUACCUCAACUAUUCAGCCGACGUUACUGCAGCUCGCAUAGCAGGGUGA
Messenger RNA from Sinocyclocheilus anshuiensis, 527 nucleotides. Its product is annotated as peroxiredoxin-6-like. Lineage: Eukaryota; Metazoa; Chordata; Actinopteri; Cypriniformes; Cyprinidae. The record is from RefSeq and is a predicted model, not a curated record. Gene Ontology annotation, molecular function: thioredoxin peroxidase activity. Gene Ontology annotation, cellular component: cytosol. The transcript has 3 exons. Gene Ontology annotation, biological process: response to oxidative stress; hydrogen peroxide catabolic process; cell redox homeostasis. The coding region runs from base 99 to 527 and encodes 142 amino acids.